CCCCGGGCAAUAGGAGAUUAUGGGGCCCCUGUGUCCUUGCCCAAACUCAAAAAAGCCUAUGAAAAAGGUACCAGGGGCAUCUCAUGGGGCCCCCUACUGACCCCAGGCCCUCGGGCAGUGCCCAAGUUUCCAAAUGGUCAGUCAAGCCCUGGUUGCAACUUUGUCAUUUGGGCUUCUAGCUGGUUUGAUCUCCUCCAAAAUCAAUCCUUUAGUUCUAUGGGCUGUCUACAGCACACAUACAAUCCUUCUGAACUGAUGAAAUAGGACAAAACAGAUAAUGGAUUCAAAUUGUACCAUUUUAUAACUCUUUAUUUUGUUUAUGGUAUUUUU
This is a messenger RNA of Staurois parvus, 330 nucleotides long. The record is from the annotation of a GenBank genome assembly. NCBI's taxonomy places the organism in Eukaryota, Metazoa, Chordata, Amphibia, Anura, Ranidae.